Molecule: messenger RNA, 1059 nt
Organism: Drosophila hydei
Lineage: Eukaryota; Metazoa; Arthropoda; Insecta; Diptera; Drosophilidae
Exons: 1
Coding region: 144-971 (275 amino acids)
Source: RefSeq, a predicted model, not a curated record
UCCGUUACUUUAAGUAUGCCAGGCAAGCAAUUCAGAGCUUUACACACUUCUAAUACACACAAACUUGAAACUAAAACAAAAAAACUCAAAAAUAUCAAAAUAAAAAAAAAAAUAACUUUGCUGUAUUAUCUAGAACCUUAACGAUGAGUUCCAACGCCUCAACAGAUUCCGCUGCCAAUUCCCAAUGCCUAUCGUUUAAAAGGAGUCCAACAAUUAGCACAGAUACUCCUCUUUCGGACCAUCGUGAUUACGGCCUAAUGCGUACAGUGAGGUCAAUGACACCAUAUCCAUGGGAGCACUUAACCGUAAGCCCAAAUAUAGUGCGACAGCACUUAGUUCAUGAGCGAAGUAGCAUAUCGAUUUUGAAACAUUACGUUGAGCCGGAGGAGCCACCAUUGUAUGCCACUAAGAGUCCAGACGCAAGCCCCACAUCGUCUAUGAAAAGCCUGAAUGAACGCACCAUAAUUUUUGGAUCUGUGGUAUCUAAUACUCCUGGAGUUCCACCUACACCAUGCGACAGGCAACACAUAAAAAUUGGCAAAAAGGUUGUCAUCAUCUGUCCCUGGGCAGGCAUCCUUAGAUCUGCCAGCUCACAACAUAGCAUUGGCAGUCAUAAAGAAAGCUUCGCGGAACGCAGGCGGUCAUUUAACAUGGCCGAAUUCACAAUAGCCAAGAAUGGCAAGAAAAUGUGCGAUAUUUUGAUGACCAACACAAAUCCGUUGCAUAUUAACAAUUCCGAUUAUCAUAUCACUACAAUGUACAAUGAAGAAGUUGAGAAAUUAAUUAAAUCUUCAGGAUUCAAGAAAGCUUUCUAUAGGAGUGCGAUUGACAGGUUCCAGCCAGACAUAGCAUAUCCAUCACAAGCAACUUCCCUGUCGUCCAGCACAAAACUAAAAUCUAUAUUAAUUGAAGAGGGAACGCCACAAGAGCUAAGGUCGGUCAGUCAGAGAAAUAUUUCAUUCGUUUCAUAGUGAAGGCGCCUUCAGAUUCACAGCAGGCGCCUCCGCUGUGUAGCGACUGUAAUGCAUCUUUUCCAUGUAAGCGCUCAAUAAAUGUGGC